AUCAGUUGGAAGCAAAUAUUGUUAAACGUUUUAUUCUGAUGGACAAGUUUCCGGAUGAAUGGACAUCGUGGCGGCAGCAGGUGGCAUGUCUAACAACAUGUGUGCAAGGUUUCGAGAGACAGACCAUAGACUGCUGUACAACUGGUGACAACAAGAUUUGCUUUGAUCUUCCAUGGAAUUCUCUCAACGAAUCUGUUGGAAAAUGUGCUGGGUUUUGCGAAAGAAGAGAUGCUAUAUUAUGCAGACAGCCGCUGUCACUAAUAUGUGGAUCAGAUGGCAGCCUUUAUCCCAACAGCUGCGAGUGGACGAAAAUGCGUUGCGUGGACAGGUCAUUGAUACAAAAAGAUAUUCAAUUUUGCCAGACGUUAAGAACUAAAUCACAUAUGGAACAGAAUAAUACUAACGUUGUUUCACUAUCAUCUACGGAAUCAUUACCAUUGUCGUUCCCUACAUCAGCACUAGCGUCAACGAAUAUUUCAUCUGUAGCACUAGAAAUCACAACAACGACAUCACCACAACCGCCAACAUUAACAACAAGAAGAACGCCACAAACUACCUCCAAAGAUUCAUCGACAAAAGUAAUUACACCAAAAACAACGAUAAGCACACCAGUAACAUCUACAGACAUGUCAACAACUCUCAUUUCAACACAAUCUGCUUUAAGCUCUUUAAGCUCGAUUGUUACAUCGUUAGCUGUUUCUUCAUCCGUUCCAACAACACCAUCGUACUGUCAAAACAGGCACUCUAUUUCCUGCGGGUUUACGUUCAAUGUUGUGUGUGGAUCUGAUAGGCAGUUAUAUGCUAAUUUAUGUAUGCUUGCAUUGGGACGAUGUGACGAUCCGUCCCUGACACAGAAGGACAGACAAUACUGCUCUAGUGGUUGAUGGAUUUUUUUAUUUUUUAUUUCUAAUAUUUAUUAAUUUUUCGCAUUUGGAAUUCAUGAAUACGUUUUUGUGCGG
Messenger RNA from Ruditapes philippinarum (Manila clam), 959 nucleotides. RefSeq lists its product as uncharacterized. NCBI's taxonomy places the organism in Eukaryota, Metazoa, Mollusca, Bivalvia, Venerida, Veneridae. Gene Ontology annotation, molecular function: protein binding. The record is from RefSeq and is a predicted model, not a curated record. The transcript is spliced from 6 exons. Bases 39 to 884 code for a protein of 281 amino acids.